Ipomoea triloba (trilobed morning glory) is the source of this 2794-nucleotide messenger RNA. Its product is annotated as beta-galactosidase 13-like. The coding region runs from base 170 to 2656 and encodes 828 amino acids. The transcript has 11 exons. Lineage: Eukaryota; Viridiplantae; Streptophyta; Magnoliopsida; Solanales; Convolvulaceae. Gene Ontology annotation, molecular function: beta-galactosidase activity; carbohydrate binding. Gene Ontology annotation, cellular component: vacuole; cell wall. The record is from RefSeq and is a predicted model, not a curated record. Gene Ontology annotation, biological process: carbohydrate metabolic process.
UACAUUUAGUUAAAGCGCCUCCUCCGCCUCGGGGACGAGGUAGCUUUAGCUUCUUGUUUUUUUCGUCCGUUUGGUUCCAGUGCAUUACCAGGAACCAAAAAAGAAAAAAACAAGAACAAUAAAAUACAGUAGUACUAAUAAAAAACCGAAAAUAGAGAAGAAACAAAAAAUGUCUCCACCACGUAACAUUCUGUUGUUGGCCGUGGCUUCCUUGUUGGUCGUGUCGGCAAUGGCGGGCGGUCCCCGGAGCGUCACAUAUGAUCGGAAAUCGAUGAUCAUCAACGGGACCAGAGAGCUUCUCUUCUCCGGCUCCAUUCACUACCCCCGUAGCCCGCCGGAGAUGUGGCCGCAGAUCAUAAGGGAUGCUAAAAAGGGAGGUUUGAAUACGAUUCAAACAUACGUGUUCUGGAACAUUCACGAACCAGUGCAAGGGCAGUUCAACUUUGAGGGCAAUAACGACUUGGUGAAGUUCAUAAAGCUGAUCGGAGAAGCGGGUAUGUACGUGACUCUUAGGGUCGGACCUUACCUGGAGGCGGAAUGGAAUUUCGGAGGGUUCCCUUACUGGCUUAGGGAGGUUCCCGGCAUCAUUUUCCGUUCAUAUAAUGAACCUUUCAUGACCCACAUGAAGAGAUACGUCAAAAUGGUCAUCGAUUUGAUGAAAAAGGAAAAACUAUUCGCCCCUCAAGGUGGCCCCAUCAUUUUGGCACAGAUCGAAAAUGAGUACGGCAAUGUGCAACUGGCAUAUAGGGAGAAUGGGAAGAAAUAUAUUAAGUGGGCAGCAGAUUUGGGUGUUGGUCUAUACAAUGAAAUCCCAUGGAUCAUGUGCAAGCAAAAGGAAGCCCCUAAUACAGUGAUCAGCGCAUGUAACGGAAGGCACUGCGCAGAUACAUUCCAGGGCCCUAAUGGCGAUGACAAGCCUUUAUUGUGGACUGAAAACUGGACCGCUCAAUAUAGGGUUUUCGGUGACCCUCCGUCCCAAAGGGCUGCCGAAGAUAUUGCGUUUUCCGUCGCUCGCUUUUUCGCCAUCGGCGGCAGCCUCGUCAACUAUUACAUGUACUAUGGUGGAACAAGUUUUGGUCGAACAACCUCCUCAUUCGUAACCACUAGGUAUUACGAUGAAGCACCCCUUGAUGAAUUUGGUUUGAGGAGAGAGCCAAAAUGGAGCCACCUAAGUGAUGUGCACAGAGCAAUUAGAUUGGCCAAGAAGCCUAUGCUUUGGGGAAACCAGACUGUGGAGAAGGUCGGAGCGGAUAUUGAGAUCGUAGUUUAUGAGCAACCAGAAAUGAAAAUUUGCGCCGCCUUCUUGACCAACAACCACACAAAAAAACCGGCCACCGUUGACUUCAGAGGCGCUAAAUACUAUCUGCCCGAAAAAUCCGUCAGCAUUCUCCCCGAUUGCAAGACUGUCGUUUACAAUACUCAAACGAUAGUUUCGCAACACAAUGCAAGGAACUUCCACGCUUCAAAAGUUGCAACCAAUCUGAAAUGGGAGAUGUACCAAGAAAGCAUCCCAACCGUUGAACACUUGCCAAUCAAGAACCAGGUCCCACGCGAGCUCUACACAUUGGCAAAAGAUACCAGUGAUUACGCUUGGUACAGCACCAGAAUUGAUUUUGAUCGCCGUGAUUUGCCGAUGAGGAGUGACAUCCUUCCAGUCAUCCAGAUUGACAGCCUUGGCCAUGCAUUGCUUGCAUUCGUCAAUGGCAAAUACGUUGGGCACAAGCAUGGAGACUUCGUUGAGAAGAAAUUUUUGUUCAAGAAGCCUGUUGAGUUGAAGCCUGGGCGUAAUGACAUCACAAUAUUGGGCACCACAGUUGGACUCCCGAAUAGCGGAGCCUACAUGGAGAAGAGGUUUGCUGGACCAAGAUCAAUAACAAUCCAAGGUUUGAUGGAUGGGACCCUUGAUAUCACCAUGAACGUCUGGUCCCAUUCGGUAGGUCUUUCGGGAGAAAAGCUCGAGUUAUUCACAGAAGAGGGAGCCAAGAAGGUGACGUGGACUCCAUUGUCGAAGAAAACCGGACCCCUUACUUGGUUGAAGACAUAUUUUGAUGAACCAGAGGGCAAAAACCCAGUAGCCUUGAGAAUGGAGGGAAUGGCAAAGGGCAUGAUUUGGGUGAACGGCAAUAACCUCGGCCGUUACUGGGUCUCUUACCUCUCCCCAAUCGGAAAGCCAACUCAAAUGGAGUAUCACAUCCCAAGAGCAUUCUUGAAAUCCAAAGACAAUUUAUUGGUUAUCUUGGAGGAAACCGGCGGGAACCCAGAAAGCGUAGAGAUCCAGACAGUGGACCGGGACACGAUAUGCAGCAUGGUGCCGGAGUACGCGCCGCCGCACGUGAAAUCCUGGGAGAGAACCGGGAACGAGUUCCGGCCGACGGUCGAAGAUUUGAAAUCCGGCGCACGCCUAACCUGCCCUGACGACAAAAUCAUCAAGAAAAUAGAGUUCGCCAGCUUCGGUAACCCUGACGGCGCGUGCGGAAACUUGUACGCCGGAAACUGCACUUCGCCCAACAGCCUUAAAGUCGUCCAAACGGAGUGCCUGGGAAAACACCGGUGCUGGGUUUCGCUGGAGAGAAAUGCGUUUGACGAGGAAGGCAAGGACCCCUGCCCCGACAUUUACAAGACUCUGGCUAUACAGGCAAGCUGCGGACGGGAUUAAUCAAAUGGCUGGAAAUUAUUGUACACUUAAAUGCAUAUUAAAGUGGUUUGCACUUUUGCCGUUAUUUGUUACCUGUUAUAUGUUGUGUCUCAAACGCUCAUUUAAGGAAACUUUAUAUAUAUCUCAAUUUUUGGUUCA